GAGGAGGAGGAGGAGAACGCUACGGGUCCACUCGCUGCUCCUCUCUUUUACAGUCAGUCCUCCCAGCAGUCAGACGCUGCUGGAGUUCCCGCUUCCGUCGUGGACUUUAUUUCCUCUAUUUGAAUCGAAAUCGGACACAGACGAACUGUCCCGGAAGAUGCUCUUCCUUCUGCUACCUGUCCUGGCUCUCUUGCUGAGCAGAGAAGCAGCGGUCUCCGGUAACAGUCAUGACAAAUGGCUGGGCACUGUGGCUCAGUACAACAUGGACCGACCCUGGAACAGAUUCAGAGAUGAUGACUACUUCAAAAGCUGGGCUCCUGCCAAGUCUCUUGACCAAGAGCGAGUGGCUGAAGCUGGCAGAUAUAAAGACCCUGGAAUUAAAUCUCACGCAGUUUCUGCAAAGAAGACAGGACAGACUGGCCCAGAUGCCACCAAGGACCCGUGUCUAAGGGUUCGCUGUCCUCCUCACAAGGUGUGUGUUAGCCACGACUUCCAGACUGCCAUCUGCACCAAUCACAAGCAACCACCCCACAGUGUGAAAGCCAGGAAAGGCAGCGUAAACCACAAGCAUAGGGUUGAAGCAGGGGCUCAUGGGCAAUGUAGGCAGUGCUCGGCACUUCAGUCAGUUCCUGUAUGUGGCUCUGAUGGACACACCUAUUCCUCCAAGUGUAAGCUGGAGUUCCAGAGCUGCUUGUCCGGGAAGACGAUCUCAGUGAAAUGUGAUGGACUGUGUCCCUGCUUGCCAGGUCCAGAGGAGUUCAACAAACCACUACAUAAUCCAGAGAAGGCUGGCUGCUCCGACACAGACCUCCACAGCCUGGCUGCCAGACUGAAGGACUGGUUUGGAGUUCUCCACCUCGAUGCCAACAGAGACCUCAGAUCUUCUGACAGCUCUGACUCCAGCGCUGGACACUUUGACACCAGCAUCUUGCCUAUUUGUAAGGACUCACUGGGCUGGAUGUUUAACAAGCUUGACGUGAACUUUGACCUCCUGCUGGACCAAUCGGAGCUGAAUGCGAUCUACUUGGACAAGUAUGAGCUGUGCAUGAAGCCUCUCUUCAACUCCUGUGACUCGUUUAAGGACGGCAAGCUGUCUAACAACGAGUGGUGCUACUGUUUCCAGAAGCCUGAAGGACUGCCUUGUCAAACUGAGAAGAGCAGGGUCCAGAAUCAGAGUCGAAGAAAGAGCCUCAUAGGCUCUUACAUCCCCCGCUGUACCGACGAGGGCUACUACAAACCUACUCAGUGUCACGGCAGCACCGGCCAGUGUUGGUGUGUGGACAAAUACGGCAAUGAGAUCGCUGGCUCUAGAAAACAGGGCAACCCUAACUGCGACGAGGACCCAGAGACAUCAGGGGAUUUUGGCAGUGGUGGUGCAGUUAUUCUCCUCGACGACCAGGAGGAGGAGCCUUCACAGAGUGAACGAAGUCGGCAGAAGAAAAGACGGGGCCGGAUCCACCCCAGGGGAACCAUUGAGGAUGAUGAGGAUGAGGAAGAAGACAAGGAUGAUGAAAUUGGCUAUAUUUGGUAGCUUCGUUCCAUUUUACUUUGCCAUCAGCUGACCAGGAAACUUAAACUCGGCACAGAUCUGAAGCCAUUCCAGUCUCUGUAAUCCUGGCACAUCAUGCAGUCCCCUUAUCUCUCUUCAAUGAACUUCAUACAAACUUUACUUUUGAGUGUUUUUCUCUUUCCUCAUAUACAAAACGGAGUGUGUGAAAUUUAAACAAAGGUCAAGCCCCUGUUAAAAACUGUUCUCUGAUCUUUCAACCCUUCAAACAUGGACACUUUUUUUGUUUCCGUCAUCCUCAUACUCCUUAUUUGCUGUGUGUAUCAGUGUCUCUGACCAGUGUGUGAGUCCAGAUGCAUUAGCUGACAUAUUGGAUGUAAAUAUGUUCCCUCCACGGACGUCUGAUUGUGGACUCCCUUUGCCCUGUUGUUGCAUCAGCGGUUAAUUAUCAUGGUCUGUGUUCCACCACAGGGCUCCUUCCAGUGUUUCUGCAAGUUGCUGCCAUGCUUUGAGGCUCAGAGACUCUGAGACGCACCCCCCCCCCCCCCCCCACCCCCACCCCCCACUAUUUCUGUCACUUCAUGGAGGAUUGUAAAUUACUUGUUGAUCUUGAAUGUGUCCAGAAAGCCCAGGAAACAGUGAGAUUAAUGAUGUAUUGUUGUUGUUGUUGCAUGUUUCUCAUCUUGUAUCUGUAAAAGAGAGAUUUAUCUGGCCAGGUCCAGCUCUAUGCAUCUCAAACAGAACGUGAUGCCUGUUUGGCUGCUACAGUACUUUGUUGCUAUGUUGAUGCUGUCUAGUGUCCUUUUGAUUCUUCUCCCAAUCUCAGGAGGUAGGAAAUUGCAUUGCAGAGAGAUAGCAGGUAGAAAAGCAAACUCUUAAGGCCUACAUCGCAGCCCUGUGCUGUCUCGGCCAGCUGUUUAUUUGCAAAAUGGUCCAUAGGGCUGCAGAGGCCUUUGGUCUGUGCAUGGACACUAGAGGAGGAAGCUGCUCCUGAGCUGGGAGGACACACGGCGUUAAGCAGAAAGAAGACUCUGCUCUGCCUCCCAACAUUGGAAAUGUUCAGUGAUUUGAAAUUGAAAUCUUCACCGUGUCAACGACGUGAACUUUUAUUUAUUUGAGAAUUUAAGUAAAGUGGCACGUCUAGUGUCUUUUGAACCUUA
Molecule: messenger RNA, 2667 nt
Organism: Nothobranchius furzeri (turquoise killifish)
Lineage: Eukaryota; Metazoa; Chordata; Actinopteri; Cyprinodontiformes; Nothobranchiidae
Gene: spock1
Product: SPARC (osteonectin), cwcv and kazal like domains proteoglycan 1
Biological process (GO): anatomical structure development
Molecular function (GO): calcium ion binding; collagen binding; extracellular matrix binding
Source: RefSeq, a predicted model, not a curated record